Nicotiana attenuata is the source of this 2135-nucleotide messenger RNA. RefSeq names its product receptor-like cytosolic serine/threonine-protein kinase RBK2. Gene Ontology annotation, molecular function: ATP binding; protein kinase activity. Gene Ontology annotation, biological process: protein phosphorylation. Bases 175 to 1710 code for a protein of 511 amino acids. The record is from RefSeq and is a predicted model, not a curated record. Lineage: Eukaryota; Viridiplantae; Streptophyta; Magnoliopsida; Solanales; Solanaceae. The transcript has 9 exons.
GUUAACAACAUGACAACCACUAUUUCCCUCUUUCCGUUUCAUCUCCUUCUCUCCUUCUCUUUCAUUCAUUAGCAAAGCUCUCCAUUUUUGGUUUCUCUGGAAGAGGCUCUCCCCUGACCGGGCCACCCAGGGUUCAGGUCAUUUGGCGAUUCAUUGUUCUUUCCCUGAGAAUCCAUGAAAACUACUCGUGAACCUUCAGCUUCUCCAUGUGAGAUUCCCUGCAAUGUCAGUGAAGGAAUCCCAGAGAAGGGGCUUCCGAAGAUGGGGCAGAAUAAGCUGCUUUUUUGUGCUUCCAUUUCUAUCUCUGCUGAAGAAUUGCGGUGUCUCACUAUGGCGGAAGGAAAAGUAGACAAGGAUUCAACUGGAGAAGUUUUGGACAAGGUUCAAUUUCGAGAUGAUUUAACUGGAAAAGUUAUUAAAGAUAAUGAAUAUGAGGAGUCUACAAGAGAUGCUUCCGAAGAUGGAUCAGAGUCUGAAACAACAACUUCCAAGUCCAGCACUUCAGAUUCAGAUGGAAAAUUUCAAUCUCAGUGGAAAGGAUUCAUUAAAAGACUAAAGAUUGGGUCUUCCAUACAUUUGCAUACUUUCCAUCCUAGCAUACCUUCACUGCCUUCUAUUAAGAUGAUAGCGAAAAGGAAAACUAAGAGUACAGAACAGAACAUGCCAAUGGUGCCUGCUCCUAACCUAGAUACUGAUUUACGUCACUGCUUUCAAGCGCACUGGAAAAACUUCUUCCUCUCUGACCUUCAGAAAGCUACUGACAACUUUAGCCGUGAAAACUUGAUCGGUGAGGGAGGUUCAUCCGAAGUAUAUAAGGGACAUCUUGAAGAUGGCCAACUAGUUGCAGUUAAAAGGCUGAUCAGGGGAACUCAAGAGGAGAUGGUAGCUGACUACUUAUCUGAGCUCGGAAUUCUAGUACAUGUUGACCAUCCAAACGUUGCUGGUGUUAUUGGAUAUGGAGUUGAAGGAGGGAUGCACCUUGUCCUUCCUCUGUCUCCACAUGGGAGCUUAGCAACUCUGCUUAAUGGUGAAAAGGGUAGGUUGGCUUGGUGCCAUAGGUAUAAUAUUGCUCUAGGCACUGCUGCUGGCCUUGCAUAUCUCCAUGAGGGUUGCCGGAGGAGAAUCAUCCAUAGAGAUAUCAAGACGGCUAACGUUUUGCUGACGGAAGAUUUUGAGGCUCAGAUAUCUGAUUUUGGACUUGCAAAAUGGCUCCCUGAUCAGUGGACACACCUCACUGUAUCUCAGUUUGAAGGCACAUUCGGAUACCUCCCUCCUGAGUUCUUCAUGCAUGGUAUUGUGGAUGAAAAAACAGAUGUUUAUGCCUUUGGCGUUUUAUUAUUGGAGCUCAUUUCUGGACGUCCAGCUUUGGAUGAAUCUCGCAAUAGUGUUGUGAUGUGGGCCAAACCAUUGCUCCUUAGUAAGAACCACUGCGGGUUAGUUGAUCCAUCACUUGGUGAUGCCUAUGACUCGGAACAGAUGAAUCGUAUGGUUAUGGUUGCCUCUCUAUGCAUACAGCAAAAUUCAACAGAUCGGCCUCAUAUGAGCCAGGUUCAGGAGAUGUUAAAAGGUGGUGGAGGCAUUCUCCAAAGAAUGAAAACGUUCCAAAAUGCCAGCCGUCAAGAGGAUAUAUCCCAUAGAGUGAAUUUACUGCUCGAGUCGUCCUCACCUAAGUGUAAAGAUAAUCCAGACCAGCAAAAUCAGGCAGUGUAGGGGAAAUAAUCCCUUGGUACGACGAAGAUCUCUGUUGUGAUCUGGAAACGCUGGACGUACAUCUCACUGCCAUGGGGCUGUCGGAAUUCACAACACGCAAGUUUGAGUUAUUAAUGUUCUAUUCUACCAUAAUAGAUGGAACCAGAGCUCCCUUGUGAAAAAUCUAAAAGGUCUGAGAAAUCAAAUUGAAAAGUGCAGCACUCAGUGUUUCGAGUUUUGACAGGUUUAGCAGGUUUCUUUAGCUUAAUGUUGGGCAGUACUAUAUUGAAGAAGCAAGAGAUGCCAACAUAAUGUACAGUAUGCAUAGGAGAGUGAUUAUUUUAACCCUUGUUCUAUUUGACUGCAUUCAGUAAUUAAUAUCUCACUGGACAUUGAUCUGUAAUGAAAUGUGUAUACAACUAUGAACUUUAGAAGGUGAACGCAUA